AUGUCUAAACCACUAUCAGUGAGAUUCACAGAGGCUUUGCAGCUUGUGGAAAAACUUGACAGCGUGAGCUUGCGAAGAGAUUCUGCAGAAUACAAGGAAGAGCUGAAAAAUGUCCUCGAUGUGCUGAAUUCGGUUAAGAAGUCCGUCCAACAAAUGGCACUAUUCAGUGUGAAUGAGGACAUUGAUGAGGUGAGCACAGGCGACUUGCGCUACUUAGCAAUUGAUUUCUACAUCGCACAGGUGCUUGUAAACACCGUCGUUAACAGGGCAUCCACUCUCAAGACCUGCAAUAACUUGUAUUUGCAGUUCCUAUGCACCUUGGAAAACUAUGGAAUAUUAGACAAAGGGCAGCGAGCAAAACUGGACGCGAUAAAAACAUCGUAUGACCCGCAAAUCGACGAGUUGCGCUCCAAGGAUCCUGUAACCAGAAGACAAAGCAAGAUCGACGAGUUCAAACGGGAGAAAGAGCUCAAAGAGAAGCUCAAGAUCCUCGAGUCGUCAGAUUUCCAUAAUUUGGACGAUGAAGUAGUGAGACAAGUCUAUCUAGACCAGCUCAAGUUUUUCGCCCUAAAGUCGUUCCAGAGCAUUGAGUCAAAUCUGAUGGAGCUCGAGGUUCUUGCCAACAUGCCUGUUCGUCCAAUUGAGCCAGUUCAGGAGCCGGAUGUGAGAGAGAGACAGAAGAAAUUUGACGAGACGUACACGGAUAAACUGGAGUCUCUAACUAAUCCAAUACUGUCGAAGGAUGGCAAGGUUUUGCGGCCCUUCACGAUCGUGCCAUCGACACGAGACCAGGUACAGAAAAAGGUAUUUGGAACGGGCCAGGUGCUGCCCACAAUGACCGUGGAAGAGCUUGUGGACCAAGAAUUGGCAAAUGGUGGCAUGGUCAAGGAAUCCUUGCCGGAAAAAGAAUUCGACGAGGAUAACGAAGAAGAUGUUGAUAGACUAACGUACAAGAACCGCGAAUGGGACGAGUUCACCGACAACAACCCGAGAGGAAGCGGAAACACACAGAAUUUGGGCUGA
This is a messenger RNA of Ogataea angusta, 1023 nucleotides long. RefSeq lists its product as uncharacterized. Gene Ontology annotation, biological process: regulation of dephosphorylation; regulation of signal transduction. Gene Ontology annotation, cellular component: cytosol. Bases 1 to 1023 code for a protein of 340 amino acids. Lineage: Eukaryota; Fungi; Ascomycota; Pichiomycetes; Pichiales; Pichiaceae. Gene Ontology annotation, molecular function: protein phosphatase 2A binding. The record is from RefSeq and is a predicted model, not a curated record. The transcript has a single exon.